Molecule: messenger RNA, 942 nt
Organism: Rhinocladiella mackenziei CBS 650.93
Lineage: Eukaryota; Fungi; Ascomycota; Eurotiomycetes; Chaetothyriales; Herpotrichiellaceae
Exons: 4
Coding region: 1-942 (313 amino acids)
Biological process (GO): cytosolic ribosome assembly
Cellular component (GO): mitochondrial matrix
Source: RefSeq, a predicted model, not a curated record
AUGCUCUCUCUAAGGGUGUUUGGCCGGGCUCUGCCCAAGGCUGCCUUUCGACAACCCGCGAUCCGGGUUGCCUCUUCAAUUUCGAGAUUUACAGCUCAUCGACCGCUAUUGCAACCGGCAAUGAAAUCAUCCUAUCCUACUUUCUCGACAUCGGUCGCUCGAAGGGAACCGUCUGGAGAAUCGGAUCUAGAACUUGCAGAGAAAUUCAAUUCCGAACGAAUGCUCGAACUUGAGUCUAAUAACCCCAACAAACCCGCCUCUAUCGAAGAGUUCCUGCAAACCAGCCCAUGGCAAAUUGAAGACAUACCAGGCACACACGAAGUUGUCUUGAGAAGAGAUUUCGGCAACGAGAAGAUCAAGAUUGAACUCAGCGUAACCGAAAUCGACAACACGGCAGAAGAAGAUGAAUUCGAUCAGAUGGAUGAGGACGGUGCUCUCGAAGAUGAGGCAGACUAUGGUAUGGGAAAGAGCACCAUCAAUCAGUCAGGUCCACGAGGAGGCAAGACCGAUGUUGUGGCGGAAGACAGAACAGCGUCCGCCGACAGAGCCGAAGCAGGGGACGCUGGCGACACCGACACUGAGCUCUCUCCUGCCUUCCCUGUCCGCCUGACUAUCACCAUCACGAAGCCCGGCAAGCGUGCCGUCGAAAUUCGAGCGAUUGCCGAAGAGGGUGCCAUAGAGAUCGGAACCAUGAGUUUCUUUCCCAAAGAAUCACUUCUCGAAGCUCAAACUCCUAAGGAGGCCCAGGAAGCACGCAGCCUGUACGCUGGCCCUCCCGUCGCCAAUCUAGAUCCGGAACUUCAAGCCAUGCUCGACAAGUAUCUUGAGGAGAGGGGUAUUGAUACUCAAUUGGCCAACUUUUUGCCAGAGUAUGUCGAGUACAAAGAGCAGCGAGAAUAUGUGCAGUGGCUCGAUAACAUGAAGCAGUUCAUCGAGGAGUAA